This is a messenger RNA of Zingiber officinale, 1390 nucleotides long. Its product is annotated as traB domain-containing protein-like. Bases 177 to 1265 code for a protein of 362 amino acids. The transcript has 9 exons. NCBI's taxonomy places the organism in Eukaryota, Viridiplantae, Streptophyta, Magnoliopsida, Zingiberales, Zingiberaceae. The record is from RefSeq and is a predicted model, not a curated record.
AGACGAGGUGACUCAUAGAAGAAGCGGCUAACGUUCACUGCCGCUCGACUCGGCCGAGUCGCGCUUCGUCGUGCCACCGAGCCCGCGCCUCAACUCGGUGCCUCCCCCAGCCCUCGCCCUCCUCCCCCUUCGCGACUUCCUUCUCCAGUUCCAGCUACCGUUGCCUCCGCCCUCUGAUGGAGGCCGCCGGAUCCGCCUCUCCGGGGCCAGACCCCUUCGGCGCCGACUACGUCCAUGUCUCGAAAUCUUCCCCCGACGAGGCGUCGCUUCAGACGGAACGACCCGAGUCGCCCGACUUCGAUCUCUUCCCUGAGGCGGCGGAAGGGAUAUCAUCCGAGGUGGUGGAGCAGGACGCGAGCGGCCUGCAAUCGGGAGAUCAGGAGGGUUCGGCGACUGAGGAGAAGAGAGAGUUGCCGGAGAAUCUGGCGAAGGGCGUAGUGUUCCUUGAGUGCGAGUCGUCGGCCGAAGGUGGAUCCUGCGAUGUCUACCUUGUCGGCACCGCCCAUGUUUCUCAGGAGUCCUGCAAAGAAGUUCAAGCCAUCAUCAGUUGCUUGAAGCCUCAGGUUGUCUUCCUGGAGUUAUGUGCAAGCCGGGUUGCCAUUUUGGCACCGCAAAAUCUUCAGGUUCCGACUAUGAGUGAAAUGAUUGACAUGUGGAAGAAAAAGAAGAUGAAUACUUUUGGAAUUCUUUACAGCUGGUUUCUUGCCAAGGUUGCUCAUAAACUCGAAGUUCUUCCAGGUGCUGAGUUCCGAGUAGCAUAUGAAGAGGCAAUGAGUUAUGGAGGCAAAGUUAUCCUGGGUGACCGUCCUGUUCAUAUUACCUUGAAAAGAACUUGGGGGAAGAUGUCAUUAUGGGCUAGAACAAAAUUUUUGUACAGCAUACUCUUUCAAACACUAUGUUUACCGAGUACCAAAGAACUAAAUAAGAUGUUGGCGGACAUGGAUAAUGUUGACAUGCUGACUCUUGUAAUUCAAGAGAUGAGCAAGGCAUUCCCAACUCUAAUUGAUACUCUUCUUCAUGAGAGAGAUAUGUACAUGUCCUCUACAUUACUAAAUGUCGCGAGAGAACACUCAUCUGUUGUUGCAGUUGUUGGCAAAGGACAUUUAGCUGGAAUAAAGAAGAACUGGAAACAGCCCGUUGAGAUGAAGCAUCUACUGGAAAUCCCUGUGCGAAGUGCAGGACCAUCAAGAACAACAAUUUUGGUAUCUGUUGGUGUGGCAUUCACUGGAAUAGCUGCUGCCAUUUAUCUUCUCGCCAAGAGAUGAUGCUUCAAAAUUAAGAGAUUUUUUUUUGUUUUAGUUUUUUUUUUUUCAUUUUCAAUUUUAUUAUAAUUAAUUAUAGUUUCUGGUUGAAAUCAGAUUAAUUCUAUCUAAAAUCACUACAGCUUUUA